CCAUCUACUUCAACAGAAGGACAAAGUACUUCAGAAUUAUCUUCAUCAACUUUUACAACAGCUACAUCCCUAAUGCCCACAUCCACAUUACCUACAAGUGAAAUUGGAUCAACAUUGCAAACUACUGUGUACACAACAGGUACCUCUCCAUCUACUUCAACAGAAGGACAAAGUACUUCAGAAUUAUCUUCAUCAAUGGACAAAGUACCUCAGAAUUAA
Messenger RNA from Carassius auratus (goldfish), 219 nucleotides. Its product is annotated as mucin-5AC-like. NCBI's taxonomy places the organism in Eukaryota, Metazoa, Chordata, Actinopteri, Cypriniformes, Cyprinidae. The transcript is spliced from 3 exons. The record is from RefSeq and is a predicted model, not a curated record. The annotation marks the transcript as partial.